CAGAGCCCUCUUUCUAUCGGCGGCCGGCGGCCGGACAAGUCCUAUGUCUCACCGAAAGUUCUCAGCUCCCCGGCAUGGCCACCUUGGGUUCCUGCCGCAUAAGCGUAGCCGGCGCCACCGAGGGAAAGUCAAGACCUGGCCCAAGGAUGACCCCAGUAAACCAGUCCAUCUCACGGCUUUUCUGGGUUACAAGGCUGGGAUGACCCAUACGCUUAGAGAGGUCCAUCGAACAGGACUCAAGAUUUCAAAACGGGAGGAGGUAGAAGCAGUGACCAUCAUAGAGACACCGCCACUAGUAGUGGUGGGAAUAGUGGGAUAUGUGGAGACACCGCGUGGAUUGCGGAGUUUGAAAACCAUAUUUGCAGAGCACAUCAGCGAUGAGUGCAAGAGGCGUUUCUAUAGAAACUGGUACAAGAGCAAGAAAAAGUCUUUUACAAAGUACAGCAAGAAAUGGCAAGAUGAAGAGGGCAAGAAACAGCUGGAAAAAGACUUCUCGGCAAUGAAGAAAUACUGUAAGGUUAUCCGGGUCAUCGUGCACACUCAGAUGAAACUCCUGCCCUUGCGUCAGAAGAAAGCUCAUGUUAUGGAGAUCCAGCUGAAUGGUGGCACUGUAGCUGACAAGGUGGACUGGGCCCAUGAGAAGCUGGAGAAACAGGUCCCUGUAAACUCUGUCUUCGGCCAGGAUGAGAUGAUUGAUGUCAUUGGUGUCACCAAAGGCAAAGGGGUGAGAGGUGUGACCUCUCGUUGGCAUACCAAAAAGUUGCCUCGUAAAACGCACAAGGGUUUGCGCAAAGUGGCCUGCAUUGGAGCGUGGCAUCCGGCCCGAGUGGCGUACACCAUUGCCCGAGCUGGGCAGAAGGGCUAUCACCAUCGUACAGAGAUCAACAAGAAGAUUUAUCGCAUCGGCAAAGGAGUUCACAUGGAAGACGGUAAAGUUGUUAAGAACAAUGCAGCAACUCAGUACGAUAUUACGGACAAAUCCAUCACGCCACUAGGUGGGUUCCCUCAUUAUGGGCAAGUCAACAAUGACUUUCUCAUGCUUAAAGGGUGCGUCGUGGGAACAAAAAAACGGGUCCUAACUCUGAGGAAGUCCUUGUUGGUCCACACUAGCCGCCGUGCCCUUGAGCCUAUUGAGCUGAAGUUCAUAGACACUACCUCCAAGUUCGGCCAUGGAUGCUUCCAAACAGACCAAGAGAAGAGAGCCUUUAUGGGCCCUCAAAAGAAGCACAUGGUCAAAGACAAACCUGAGCCGGAGACUGAGCUGUAGAAGCCAAACCUGGUCGCCAUUUCUCAGCUUCCAUAUUAAACUUUAAAUAUUGA
This is a messenger RNA of Xenopus tropicalis (tropical clawed frog), 1320 nucleotides long. RefSeq names its product ribosomal protein L3 like (gene rpl3l). Gene Ontology annotation, molecular function: structural constituent of ribosome. Gene Ontology annotation, cellular component: ribosome. The record is from RefSeq and is marked provisional. Gene Ontology annotation, biological process: translation. Lineage: Eukaryota; Metazoa; Chordata; Amphibia; Anura; Pipidae.